AUGAAGUUCACCACUGCCACCCUUCUUCUCGCCCUGGCCGCUCUCACUGUCGCCAACCCUGUCGCCAGCCCUGUUGCUGACCCAGUCGCUGCCCCCAAGGAACCCCCACCUGUUGACAAACCCAACUGCCGGGACUGCGACAACAACUACACCAAGGGUCGUGCCUCCUGGGCAUGCUGGUUCAAUCCUCAAGCCUGCGAUGUGUCUUGCCGUGCCGACACCUGUCGCCAUUACGAUGGUUUCUGCAAGGCUAAUUGCGGUUACAACAACUGCUAG
This is a messenger RNA of Alternaria atra, 276 nucleotides long. RefSeq lists its product as uncharacterized. The coding region runs from base 1 to 276 and encodes 91 amino acids. The record is from RefSeq and is a predicted model, not a curated record. NCBI's taxonomy places the organism in Eukaryota, Fungi, Ascomycota, Dothideomycetes, Pleosporales, Pleosporaceae. The transcript is spliced from 2 exons.